AUGGCUGCUUGCUCGAUUUCGUCUAUCACUGCUGCUCCUGCCAGCUCGUCUCCUGUUGACGCUGCUGGCUCUGCCUCGGCCGUCACUUACCACGUCGCAGGCAAGCCUUCGAGGCAGUCCAAGUUUGCAAUCUCUGCUUUCAUCGAGACCAACAUCAACUCUGGUACCGAUGGAGGUCUGUACGCCGAAAUCAUCCGCAAUCGUGCCUUCCAGGACAACAAGAAUAGCACCCUCAACGUCAACAACGAGCUCGGUCAGGGAACCCUCCUUCACUGGACCGGCACCAGCAAGUCCACCAACCUCUCGCUCUCAAAAGCUAAUUCGCUAUCGCCUGCGCUUCCACAAUCUGCUAUCGUGCACGGAGACAAGGGUCAAACCUGUGGUAUCGCAAAUGCCGGAUACGAAGGUAUCAGCGUCACCACAGAGCCUCACAAGCUCAGCUUCUACGCUCGAUCGCCGACGGGCAGAUCCUCCACCGUACCAGUCGAGUUCGGCCUCUACUCGAGCGACUAUGCCAAGACAUUCGGCAAGCAGUCCAUGACUCUUGAGCUCACGGGCGAAUGGCAACAGUUCCAGACCACCCUUACCCCUUCGCAAGCGUCCACCGACAAUAACAACGUCUUUGCCAUCAAAACCACUGGCGCUUGUCAGGAUGGAUUCCAAGUCAAUCUCGUGUCGCUCAUGCCUCCCACGUGGGAGGGAACAGUGGCUCGACAGGACCUCGCUCAGGCGCUCGCCGACAUCAAGCCGGCCUUUGUGCGCCUUCCGGGAGGCAAUGACCUUGAAGGCAACCACCUCGCUGCCUUUUUCAACUGGACCAAUGCCGUUGGUGAUCUCAAGAGCCGACCUGGACGAAACCCUACUUGGACCACGAGCUGGAACACGGAAGGUCUCGGCCUCAUGGAGCUCAUGGACCUGACUGAGCGGUGGGGAUCUGAAGCAAUCCUUGGAGUCUAUGCGGGCUACUCCCUGCUUCCGAAUCUGAUGGGUGAAGCUAUUCCGAAGAGCAAGCUAGGUCCUUACAUCCAGUCGGCGCUCAACGAGCUUCACUUCCUCCUCGACACUUCGGGACGCUGGGCCGACUUGCGCAGAUCGUAUGGUCGCGAGCAGCCUUACAAGUUUACAAACAUCGAGAUCGGCAAUGAGGACUGGCUCGGCCCUGCUGUCAACACGUACGGAGCGUACCGAUGGGGUGCAUUCCGCGACGCCAUCGCGAAGGAAUUCCCCCAACUGAAUCUCAUCGCCUCGACACUUCUGGGAGGUGUCAAGGGAGCCAAGGCUGUCGACGAUCACAUCUACGCAACGCCCGACAAGAUGAUCGAGUUUGCCGAGACUCUCGAUGCCACUCCGCGGAACGUCACGAGGUGGGAGCUGGAAUUCGCCGUGAUCAACUCUGGUCUCACCAACGACACCGACAUCUACGGAGGACCCGGCCGCUUGAAGCACCCGACCCUCGUUGGUGCCCUUGCCGAAGCCGCUUUCCUUGCUGCUGCUGAACGAAACGGCGACGUGUACUACGGUGCCGCUUACGCUCCCAUCUUCCACAACGAGGGCAAGAAUCUGACACAAUGGACCCCUGACCUUUUGAGCUUCAAUCCUGGUCAGAUGGUUAAGUCGACCUCCUACUGGAUCCAGUACGGCUGGGGAAACAACCGAAUCGCGCAGAUCCACGAUGCCAAGCUGUCGAAGCCAACCAAUACGUCCAAGAUUCACCAUUCGUUCGGCUCCAACGCCCAAGGCAACUUGGUUGCCAAGCUAGUCAACGUCAACGGCAGUGCAAAACAGAUUAAGGUGCAGGUGGGCGACGGAAAGAAAGUCUCGACCGUUGGCGCAAAGAGCUGGCAGGUCAAAGGCAGCGAUGCUCAGCAGGCCAAUACGCUGAACAACCCGGAGUCUGUGACCCCGCAAGUGUAUGCAUCCGGUCUGCCUGAGGGAGCCUCACUCGGAGCUGACGGGGUAUUGACGAUGACUCUGCCCGCCUACUCAGCCACCAUUGUAACCGUUCCCCUUGUCUAG
Messenger RNA from Pseudozyma hubeiensis SY62, 2016 nucleotides. RefSeq lists its product as hypothetical. NCBI's taxonomy places the organism in Eukaryota, Fungi, Basidiomycota, Ustilaginomycetes, Ustilaginales, Ustilaginaceae. Gene Ontology annotation, molecular function: alpha-L-arabinofuranosidase activity. Gene Ontology annotation, biological process: L-arabinose metabolic process. The transcript has a single exon. The record is from RefSeq and is a predicted model, not a curated record. The coding region runs from base 1 to 2016 and encodes 671 amino acids.